Molecule: messenger RNA, 1689 nt
Organism: Bacidia gigantensis
Lineage: Eukaryota; Fungi; Ascomycota; Lecanoromycetes; Lecanorales; Ramalinaceae
Exons: 2
Coding region: 1-1689 (562 amino acids)
Biological process (GO): protein polyubiquitination
Molecular function (GO): ubiquitin protein ligase activity
Source: RefSeq, a predicted model, not a curated record
AUGGAAAGGCCGGAAAGCUACGCUUGUAAAGUGUUCAACGAAGAAGACUACCCGAAGAUUACCGAAGACUGGACAACGGCUACGUGUCUCGAACUUGUGAUCGAGUGGCUUCGGGGUGUCAUACUGCGAGAAUGGAAUGGGAAGGCAGAGAUUCAAAAAUGCUCCGCUGUUGGAGGCGUGCUAGAGCUUAUGUCUUCUAUCUACAAUUACUAUGGCGGACGCUGCGUCACUUGCGAGAGCUUUGAGACUCCAUAUGUGGCAGAGACAUUAGAUAUACUUCUGAUGCCUGGCACAUGGAUGGAAUUCGGCGGCGACAAUAACCUCAUUCACCUUUUGAAUUACCCUUUCCUGUUCCGCCCUUCUACCCUGGUCUCGUUCUUUAGAGCCAUCAAUCAUGCAGCCAUGGCGAAAGCAUACCAUGAAGCCAAAAUCAACGCUAAACUUGUGGAGUCUUUGGGUUUCUCUUCUCGUGAGACUGGCCAGGGAAAUUUGAAAUCAGAUGAUCGCGUCCGUAGACUUACCGAGGAAAAUUUAUUUUUGACAAUUCGACGCGACAACAUCCUCACAGAUGCUUUUGAUCAGCUCUGGCGCAGGCAGCAACAGGAGCUAACGCGGCCUCUCAAAGUUAUCCUAGGCGAAGAUGAGGGCGAGGAGGGCGAAGAUCAUGGUGGCAUACAGCAGGAGUUUCUACGACUGGCCACUGCAGAAUUUAUGGAUCCCAAGUACGGCACUUUCACCACGGACUCAGUCACUGGGAUGGCGUGGUUUCAACCCAGCUCUCUUGAGCCCUUGUACAAAUUUGAACUCUUCGGAUUGCUUACUUCCUUAGCAAUCUACAACGGCUUAACUCUGCCCUUCAACCUUCCAAUUGCUUUCUACAUGAAACUUCUCAACCACCCACCAAGUCACCUGGAGGACAUUGAAGAUGGCUGGCCUGAGCUAGCCAAGGGCUUGAAGGCACUGAAAGACUGGUCCGAUGGCGAUGUCGAGGACACCUUCUGUCGCGCUUACCAAUUCAGCGUCGACGUCUUCGGCACAGCCCAAAGCGUUGAUAUGAUGCCUCCAUCAAAAUCUUCUCCGACCACAUCCCGCUCCUCGUCGCCCGGCAUCCCUAUGGUUACAAACGCCAACCGGCACCAGUACAUCCAGGACUACAUCUACCACCUCACGACCACAAGUAUAGAGCCGCAAUACGAAGCCUUUGCCAAGGGUUUCAAAGCCAUCAUCAACCCUAAAUCUUUAGAUCUCUUCACAGUAACCGCACUACAGACACUCAUUCAAGGCGUACCCAAAAUUAAUACGCACGACCUCGAAGCCGUAACAAAGUACGAAGGCGGAUACUUCGCAGAGCACUACAUCAUCAAGCAUUUCUGGUCCAUUGUCCAUGGUUGGGCUUCUGGCCAAGGCUCGGAAGGACCUUUCUCCCAGAAUAAAGAAGAAGCGAUGGAGAUAGGACAGGCAAGGGUGCAACAGUUGCUGGAGUUCGUGACUGCGAGUGAUCGAUUGCCUGUAGGUGGAGAGGCGAGGGUGGCAUUUGUGGUGCAGAAGAAUGGGGUGGGCGAUGAGAGACUGCCGACGAGCUUGACGUGUUUUGGGAGGCUGCUGCUCCCGGAGUAUACGUCGAGGUGGAAGACGGAGAAGAUGUUGGAACGGGCAGUGGAGAACGCGAGGGGAUUUGGACAGCCGUAA